This is a messenger RNA of Parus major (Great Tit), 2241 nucleotides long. Its product is annotated as arf-GAP domain and FG repeat-containing protein 2. Gene Ontology annotation, molecular function: GTPase activator activity. Lineage: Eukaryota; Metazoa; Chordata; Aves; Passeriformes; Paridae. The transcript has 15 exons. The record is from RefSeq and is a predicted model, not a curated record. The coding region runs from base 16 to 1881 and encodes 621 amino acids.
GCCCCGCCCCCAGCCAUGAGCGCCCCGCCGCGGUCGGAGCUCGCCGCCGCCGCCGCCGCCCUGCUGCGCCUGGGCGAGGAGCGCCCCCCGGCGGCCGCCAUGAACCUGCUGCAGCGCAAGGGCCGCCCCGAGUGGCGCCCCCGCGAGGAGGAGCCGCGCAAGGGGGUCCCCAAGGCACGGGAGGGGGGGUCCCUGCGGCGCCCGCUGCGCGUAGGGUUCCUGACCUUGCCGGCGCCACAGGAACGUGGCCCCCGGCCCUGUGCCCCCGGCAUGGCCCCCCGCUCCUUGUCCUGCCAUGCCGUGGGGCUCCCUGACUCAGGGGUGCCCCUGCGCCCCCCUGGACCCCGCGCGGGGCCCCCCGAGGGUCGAGGCCUCGAGGCACCGCCUGCCAAGAGAGGUGGCACCCCCCGAGGGGGCUGCGUGCGGCAGACGCCCCCCCUGAAGCCCUCACGUAGCCCCCAGACCCGGCUCUCAGCCGGGGCAGCCCCACCACCUCUGUCCGAGCAGGGGGAGGCGGAGGAGCCCGUGUACAUCGAGAUGGUGGGGGACGCCCGGGGAAUCCCGGGAGGGGAUCCCCGGCGGGGGGGACCAGGGGGAGCCCCCCCCCCACCUGCCGAGGAGCCCGAGGCCAUUUACGAGGAGAUGAGCUGCCCCCUGCCCGCGGGGGAGGGCCCGGGACACGCUCCUUUCUCGGGACACGCCCCCUUUUACGGACACGCCCCACACACCGCCCACGCCCCUUUCAGCGGACCCGUGCCGCACUCCGGCCACGCCCCAUACACCGGGCACGCCCCUUUCUCUGGACACGCCCCCCAUUCCGGCCGUGCCCCCUUCAUCGGCCACGCCCCGUUCUCCGGUCCCGCCCCCAUCCCGCCCGCGGUUCCCGCCAACCGGCUCUGCUUCGAAUGCGGCCAGCGCGGCGUCACCUACGUGGACAUCAGCGUGGGCAGCCUCGUGUGCACCGGCUGCUCGGGGGCGCUGCGGGGACUGAACCCCCCCCACCGCGUCAAGUCCAUCUCCAUGACAACAUUCACUGAGGCCGAGGUGCUGUUCCUGCAGGCGCAUGGGAAUGAGGCCUGCAGGCGGGUCUGGCUCGGCACCUUCAACCCCCGGACUUCACUGCUCCCCGACUCCCAUGACCCCCAGAAGGUGAAGGAGUUCCUGCAGGAGAAAUACGAGAAGAAACGAUGGUACGUGGCACCAGAGCAAGCGAAACCCCCCCAAAGCACCACAGCGGAGCCCAGGCCCCCUCAGCUCCUCCAUACGGACACAGGGACACUGCCACAGCCCCACCCAGCCACCCACCAUCCUCCUCAGCCGUCCCGAAAGGCCAGCACUGACCUCCUGGCUGACAUUGGGGGGGACCCCUUCGCCGGCCCUGCCCCAGGACCUGCCUUUGCUGCUUUCCCUGGCCCAGCCCCACCCCGGUCUGCCUUCCCCAGUUUCAAUGCCUUUGGAACCAGCCCUGGAGCACCGACAUUUGGGGGAGCUGUGCCCCCCUUCCACAUCCCACCCACCACCACAGGAGGUGUGGCUGCACAGGGCGUGGCCACUCCUAUUCUGCCCACAGUGGGAGGAGCUUCUGUCAGCCUCUUCAGGACCCUCCGUGACCCCCCAGUGCUGCCCCAUGGGGGCUACACCAACCCUUUCACGGCCCCCGUGGCCCCCAGACCCUCCACCAACCCGUUCCAGAGCAAUGGCCCCGGUGCCACAUUCACCUCCCCCCCUGUUCCAGGGAGGUUCCCCAGCCCCUUCCAGACUGACGGGUUGCCUUCCGGUGGGUUCACCGUUGCCAAAGCUUCCACCAACCCCUUCGUGACGGCCCCGGCCCCGGCGGCGCCGUUCGGCACCAGGCACCCGACCACCAACCCCUUCCUAUGACCGCAGCUGCUCGUGGGGGGCUCGGCCCGGCCCUCACGGCACCCCCGGCUUGUCGGGGGCCCUGGCAGUGCACCGCCCCUCCUCCUCCGCCGGGACCAGGUUUUAUUUUUGUUCCGAGAGAUUUAUCGUGAUAUUUAAUAUAUAUUCGAUAGAACUGGCUUCCAUCUGAGGUGCCCCCUCCCUCAGCUCCCCUCCGCUUUCCCGGGCCCUGGCUGCCGCCCUCAGUAAAGAUGGUGGCUCCGCCCCCCUCUCAGUUUCCCGCCCUCAGCCAAGAUGGCGGCCGGGGCCUCACGGCUGAGAGCACGGCCAUGGCGGCCUGCCCUCACCAAAGACGGUGCCAAAGCCGCGCUGGAAGGGCAG